Messenger RNA from Sphaeroforma arctica JP610, 540 nucleotides. RefSeq lists its product as hypothetical. The coding region runs from base 1 to 540 and encodes 179 amino acids. The transcript has a single exon. The record is from RefSeq and is a predicted model, not a curated record. Lineage: Eukaryota; Ichthyosporea; Ichthyophonida.
AUGCCGACAGCAACCAGAGCAGGGGUGUAUGGCGGAGACGGCGAUGACACCAACAUGCAUGGCAUGGACAACAGACCAGCAGGUGAGCCAACCCCAGGUCGUAGCUCAAGUCUACAAACAUCUGAGGGGGUACCAAUUCAGGCGUCAGCAAUGCAAUUAGAAAUAGACAAGAGCAUUUGUCAAGGCAACUACUUCCUGGCCAGUAGGUUCAUCUCCAAGCUAGAAGCAACAGCACCUGUAGCUAUCGCAAGUCUACACAAGAUGAGAGUAGGUAUUUAUGAUCAGCAACACGAGCGUCGCAUACCUCUGGUAAACACAGAGCUCAGAAAGAGAUACGAUCAAUGUAUCAAUGCGUGUGGUGAUGACGAUGAGGAUGAAGUAAUUCAAAUUAGUCAAAGCAUUAACGAGCUAGAAAUCAUGCGUUCACGCUUAGGUUACAAGGUUAAGGCACCAGCAUUAUCUAAACUACUAAAGACCUCCAAAUUUUCGAAAUUAUUGAGAGAUAGUUCUUUCAAAAUGAAAUUUGUGAAGACAAUAUAA